GAGGCCCUUCCCCCAUGCUCCUGGCUGGUCUGUGUGGCCGCUCCAGCCGACACCCAACUUUCCGUACAACCCGCCCAUGCCUACUCAUCUGCGUCACAGUUCUUCACUGUCCCCCAAAGCCCUCCUCAGGAUGUCUGUCCCAUCCAUGCCCCACGUCCUCAUUGCCACCCAGUAUUGUAGAUGCUCCAUGCACACCCUGGCUGUCCUUUCUACUCCAGAUACCCCAGAUCAGCUAUGCCUCCACAGCCCCAGAGCUCAGCGACUCCACACGAUAUGACUUCUUUUCCCGGGUGGUGCCCCCUGACUCCUACCAGGCUCAGGCCAUGGUGGACAUUGUGCGCGCACUGGGAUGGAAUUAUGUGUCCACACUGGCCUCCGAGGGCAACUAUGGCGAGAGUGGAGUUGAGGCCUUUGUGCAGAUCUCCCGUGAGGCUGGUGGGGUCUGUAUCGCCCAGUCCAUCAAGAUCCCCAGGGAGCCAAAGCCAGGAGAAUUCCACAAAGUGAUCCGGAGGCUGAUGGAGACACCCAAUGCCCGGGGUAUCAUCAUAUUUGCCAACGAGGAUGACAUCAGGCGAGUCCUGGAAGCAACACGCCAGGCCAACCUGACUGGUCACUUCCUGUGGGUUGGCUCAGACAGCUGGGGAUCCAAGACCUCACCCAUCUUGAGCCUAGAGGAUGUGGCUGUAGGUGCCAUCACCAUCUUGCCCAAAAGGGCCUCCAUCGAUGGGUUUGACCAGUACUUCAUGACUCGCUCCCUGGAGAACAACCGCAGGAACAUCUGGUUUGCUGAGUUCUGGGAAGAAAACUUUAACUGCAAACUGACCAGCUCAGGUAGCCAAUCAGAUGAUUCCACCCGCAAAUGCACAGGCGAGGAACGCAUCGGCCAGGAUUCCACCUAUGAGCAGGAGGGGAAGGUGCAAUUUGUGAUCGAUGCUGUGUAUGCCAUUGCCCACGCCCUCCACAGCAUGCACCAGGCACUCUGUCCUGGCCACACAGGCCUGUGCCCAGCAAUGGAGCCCACUGAUGGUCGGACACUACUGCAGUAUAUUCGAGCAGUCCGCUUCAAUGGCAGCGCAGGAACCCCAGUGAUGUUCAAUGAGAAUGGAGAUGCCCCCGGGCGAUACGACAUCUUCCAGUACCAGGCGACCAAUGGCAGUGCCAGCAGCGGCGGCUACCAGGCUGUGGGCCAGUGGGCGGAGGCCCUGAGACUGGAUGUGGAAGCGCUGCAGUGGUCAGGCGACCCCCACGACGUACCUGCGUCUCAGUGCAGCCUCCCGUGCGGGCCAGGCGAGCGCAAAAAGAUGGUGAAAGGUGUCCCCUGCUGUUGGCACUGUGAGGCCUGCGACGGGUACCGCUUCCAGGUGGACGAGUUCACGUGCGAGGCCUGCCCGGGGCACAUGCGGCCCACGCCGAACCACACGGGCUGCCGGCCCACGCCUGUGGUCCGCCUGGCCUGGUCCUCCCCCUGGGCUGCGCUGCCUCUCCUGCUGGCCGUCAUGGGCAUCAUGGCCACCACCACCGUGCUGGCCACCUUUGUGCGCCACAACGACACCCCCAUCGUCCGUGCCUCGGGCCGGGAGCUGAGCUACGUCCUGCUCACGGGCACCUUCCUGAUCUACGCCGCCACCUUCCUCAUGGUGGCCGCGCCCGGGGCGGCCGUGUGCGCCGCCCGCAGGCUCUUCCUGGGCCUGGGCACCACGCUCAGCUACUCGGCCCUGCUCACCAAGACCAACCGCAUCUACCGCAUCUUCGAGCAAGGCAAGCGCUCCGUCACUCCGCCGCCCUUCAUCAGCCCCACGUCGCAGCUGGUCAUCACCUUCAGCCUCACUUCCUUGCAGGUGGUGGGCGUGAUAGCGUGGCUGGGGGCCCAGCCCCCACACAGCGUGAUUGACUACGAGGAGCAGAGGACAGUGGACCCCGAGCAGGCCAGGGGGGUGCUCAAGUGUGACAUGUCCGAUCUGUCACUCAUCGGCUGCCUGGGCUACAGCCUCCUGCUCAUGGUCACGUGUACAGUGUACGCCAUCAAGGCUCGCGGCGUGCCCGAGACCUUCAACGAGGCCAAGCCCAUCGGCUUCACCAUGUACACCACCUGCAUCAUCUGGCUGGCUUUUGUACCUAUCUUCUUUGGGACCGCCCAGUCAGCUGAAAAGAUCUACAUCCAAACGACCACGCUGACUGUGUCCCUGAGCCUCAGUGCAUCGGUGUCCCUCGGCAUGCUCUAUGUGCCCAAAACCUACGUCAUCUUGUUCCGCCCAGAGCAGAAUGUGCAGAAGCGGAGGCGGAGCCUCAAGACCACCUCCACCGUGGCGGCCAAGAGCGAGGGUGCUGAGGACCCCAAGUAGCAGGGGGGAGUGGACCGGUGGCCCUCUCUUCCUUGCCUUUCUCUCCAUAGGAGGUAUGGAGGCCCAUGGUUGCCAAGGUAACCAAGCAGACCAGCCUCGUCCUUCUGCCCUGCAGACCUGGUGUUCUACCCAGGGCAGGGGGCAGCCCCUGCCAGCGUUCUGACUGCAGAGGCAGCUUGUACACACCCUGGCCUGAAGUUCAAAGGUCACGGUAAAGCCUGGGUGUGGCCCAUUCUAGGUGGGAUGUCCUUGGACCAACCACCAUAGCCUAGCCGCUAGGGGAAGGAAUGUCGGAAUAUGGAGAUCCCAGCCUGAAAUCUAGGGGUGGGGCUGAGGCGGAGAAUUCUCCAUGGACCAACUUAGGGCUCCGAUAAAUACCAUCCUGCCAGUAGAGCAGUAGAGGAGAUGGACCCCUGGUGAGAGCCUUGGGAACAGAGGACAGGCCUGCAGUACACUGGGAACUAGGACAGGCUUCCACGGAGUCACAUUAAGUUGUUUUCUGUGGGGUCCUUUCCUAGAGCUUGGGGGAGUGUAGUCCCUUUCCCAUGUAGCUUCCAACACUAUUCCAAGGAAGAGGGUGGUAUUUGCUGCCCUCUGAUGGUUCAAUUGGAAUGUGUUCGGGGGGUCCAAAGACUCGGUUGUAUCAUGGUGACGAUUAAAUCCAAGUACA
Jaculus jaculus (lesser Egyptian jerboa) is the source of this 3012-nucleotide messenger RNA. It is a transcript of the gene Grm6, whose product is annotated as glutamate metabotropic receptor 6. The record is from RefSeq and is a predicted model, not a curated record. Gene Ontology annotation, molecular function: adenylate cyclase inhibiting G protein-coupled glutamate receptor activity. Bases 15 to 2342 code for a protein of 775 amino acids. Gene Ontology annotation, biological process: regulation of synaptic transmission, glutamatergic; G protein-coupled glutamate receptor signaling pathway. Gene Ontology annotation, cellular component: membrane. NCBI's taxonomy places the organism in Eukaryota, Metazoa, Chordata, Mammalia, Rodentia, Dipodidae. The transcript has 9 exons.